Molecule: messenger RNA, 1578 nt
Organism: Populus trichocarpa (black cottonwood)
Lineage: Eukaryota; Viridiplantae; Streptophyta; Magnoliopsida; Malpighiales; Salicaceae
Product: magnesium-protoporphyrin IX monomethyl ester [oxidative] cyclase, chloroplastic
Exons: 4
Coding region: 106-1425 (439 amino acids)
Biological process (GO): photosynthesis; chlorophyll biosynthetic process
Cellular component (GO): chloroplast thylakoid membrane
Molecular function (GO): metal ion binding; magnesium-protoporphyrin IX monomethyl ester (oxidative) cyclase activity
Source: RefSeq, a predicted model, not a curated record
ACAUGUCCUAUCCUUGUUCUUCUAGUCUCUGCUUUCCCCGCUUGAAAGCUCGUUGCUUUCCACCACCGUUGCCACUUCAAAGCAAGAACCUUUCUCCAAGAAAAAAUGGCUGCAGAGAUGGCUUUAGUAAAACCCAUCUCCAAAUUUAGCUCCACACCGAAAUUUGGAAACCCAAGAAGUUUCUCGUACCCCAAAUUCAGUACCAUCAAGAUGUCAGCUACUGCACAGACAACAAGAAGUCCAAAGCCAAAGAAGAAAGGUAACAAAGGUGAAAUCAAAGAGACCCUUUUGGCACCUAGGUUCUACACCACUGAUUUUGAUGAAAUGGAGACCCUUUUCAAUACUGACAUUAACAAGAACUUGAACCAGUCUGAGUUUGAAGCACUUCUGCAAGAAUUCAAGACUGACUACAACCAGACUCACUUUGUGAGAAACAAGGAGUUCAAGGAAGCAGCUGACAAGAUGCAAGGACCAUUGAGACAGAUUUUUGUUGAGUUCUUGGAGAGGUCUUGCACUGCUGAGUUCUCUGGCUUCCUUCUCUACAAAGAGCUUGGAAGGAGACUCAAGAAAACCAAUCCAGUGGUAGCAGAGAUUUUCUCCCUCAUGUCCAGGGAUGAAGCCAGGCAUGCUGGGUGUGUGAAAAUAUUGGCCUUCUUUUUCUCACAUGUGAAUCACUUUUCAAGAAUGAUCGAACCUUUGUAUAUACAAUUGACUUUUUUUGGUGUUGCAUGCAGAUUUUUGAACAAGGGUUUGUCUGAUUUCAAUCUGGCCUUGGACUUGGGGUUCCUAACAAAGGCUAGGAAAUACACAUUUUUCAAGCCAAAGUUCAUUUUCUAUGCUACAUAUUUGUCUGAGAAAAUUGGGUACUGGAGAUACAUAACAAUUUACAGACAUCUCAUGGAAAAUCCUGACUACCAGUGUUAUCCUAUUUUCAAGUACUUUGAGAACUGGUGCCAGGAUGAGAACAGACAUGGUGAUUUCUUCUCCGCAUUGAUGAAAGCACAGCCUCAAUUCCUCAACGAUUGGAAGGCAAAGCUGUGGUCACGUUUCUUUUGCCUAUCGGUAUAUGUGACAAUGUACCUUAACGAUUGCCAGCGAACUGCUUUCUAUGAAGGCAUUGGGCUCAAUACCAAAGAAUUUGACAUGCAUGUGAUUAUUGAGACAAACCGCACAACAGCUAGAAUCUUCCCAGCUGUGCUGGAUGUUGAGAACCCAGAGUUCAAGAGGAAGUUGGACAGAAUGGUGGAAAUUAACCAGAAGCUGAUAGCUGUUAAUGAGAGCCAAGACAAUUCCUUUGUCAAGAACUUCAAGAGAAUUCCCCUUAUUGCAGCAUUAGCUUCUGAGCUCUUGGCUGCAUAUCUAAUGCCACCAAUCGAGUCUGGAUCUGUUGAUUUCGCAGAGUUUGAACCACAACUUGUUUACUAGUAAAGUUUUGUCUGAGUUUCAUUUACCCCCUUUCAUGCCCAGCUUUGGUAGUCUUGAUGCACUAUGGCUAGAUUUACAGUAUGUAACUGAGGAAACAUUCAUAUAAAAUGGUGUCCUUUCGUAAUGUAAAUUAACAUAAUUUUAGUCCCCUCA